CCUCUCUAUCCAUAGAGCCUCACAUUACUGAGAAGAUAAUAUAGAAUGGCUGAAUCAGCAAACUCAAUCCACAACAGUGGCCAGAAAAAGUUAGCCGGCAAAGUUGCCAUAAUCACCGGCGGAGCCAGCGGCAUCGGCGAAGAGACGGCGCGUCUGUUUGCUCACCAUGGUGCACGAAUGGUUGUGAUUGCAGACAUCCAAGAUGACCUGGGUAUCCAAGUAGCAGCAUCCAUUGGCUCUCACAGGUGCAGCUAUGUCCGUUGUGACGUGACAGACGAAGACCAAGUCAAAAACCUCGUGGAUUCCACGGUCAACGCUCACGGCCAGCUGGACAUCAUGUUCAGCAACGCGGGCAUCCUCAGUCCCUCCGACCAGACAAUCCUCGACCUCGACUUCUCCGCGUACGACCGUCUCCUCGCCGUGAACGCGCGGGGCAUGGCAGCGUGCGUGAAGCACGCAGCGCGGUCGAUGGUGGAGCGGCGCGUGAGGGGCAGCAUUGUGUGCACGGCGAGCGUGUCAGCGUCGCACGGCGGCCUGCGGCGAACCGACUACGUGAUGUCGAAGCACGCGGUGAAGGGGCUCAUGCACGCGGCCAGCGCGCAGCUUGGAGCGCAUGGUGUUAGGGUGAACUGCGUCUCGCCGAGUGGGUUGACCACGCCGCUGACACGUGCCGCGCAUGCCGCGAUGGAGACGAAGGAGUUGCAGAAGCAGUACGCGCAGAGCUCUAGGUUGAAAGGUGUCUUUUUGACGCCGAAGCAUGUCGCGGAUGCGGUGCUGUUUCUUGCGUGCGGUGACUCCGAGUUUGUAACCGGACACGAUCUUGUGGUGGACGGUUGUUUUGACGGUGUUUAGAGUGUGUUUGGUUUUAGUUGAAAAGCUUCAAAUGUACGUUCAAGGAUAAGGAGAACUAAUAAUUUAGUGCCAACGAUCUGAAACGGUAAAAUAAACAAGUAUUUAGUUUUUUUAUUAGUGUUUACCAUCUUUUUUUCU
Messenger RNA from Glycine soja, 990 nucleotides. Its product is annotated as (-)-isopiperitenol/(-)-carveol dehydrogenase, mitochondrial-like. NCBI's taxonomy places the organism in Eukaryota, Viridiplantae, Streptophyta, Magnoliopsida, Fabales, Fabaceae. The record is from RefSeq and is a predicted model, not a curated record. The coding region runs from base 46 to 852 and encodes 268 amino acids. The transcript is spliced from 2 exons. Gene Ontology annotation, molecular function: oxidoreductase activity.